This is a messenger RNA of Macrosiphum euphorbiae (potato aphid), 2622 nucleotides long. The record is from the annotation of a GenBank genome assembly. Lineage: Eukaryota; Metazoa; Arthropoda; Insecta; Hemiptera; Aphididae.
AUGUUGCCCAAUACGAUUGCUGUAUCAUCUACCUUGCCUAGAGUAAAAAAUAAGACUUACAAUGAAAACGAUGAAAAUAUUUCAUAUUCUAAGUCAGUAGAUUUUCAAAAGGAUCGUAAAAGUUGGCCUUUGGCACAGGUAAUGGAAUGUGUUGAUCUUGAAACGGUGUCAUGCAUAUCACCUUUAGAAUCUGAAAAUGAAACUUGUAUUGUAGACCCUAUUACUUCUUCUCACAAUGGUUGUGUGACAGUUCUUCAGACGGAUAAUCUACAAUCCGAAUGUAUUAACGAAUUGUGUUUAGAUGGUCAACCAAGUAAUGUCUUAAAAAUUGUCUUGCCUCUAGUCAGUGAAAAUGUGCCAUUGAAUGGUCAUCCAAUAGCAAUCGAACACGAUCAAUUCUUUCAAGAACAAGGUCAUGUUGUUUCAAGCAACGAUCAUGUUCAAUAUUCUCCAAAACAAUGUGUAGAUAUGCCAGUCUAUGUAAAUAAAUACAUAAAUAAUAGAAAUCAUUCUUUACCUGAAGAUAGUGAACUAAAUCGAUUUAGUUCAACAUUUGAAGACAUAAAAACUUUACUUAAAGAAGGUCUAGUUGACGGUCUAGAUGAAAUGCCACCAGAUUUUCAACCUCCACACCCACCUCUGCUUUACAGAGUUUCUUCGUUACCAAAUCUUCUAAGUCAUGAUAGUACAAAAAGCCAUCAUUCGUGUUCAUACUUAACUAUGUGUGCAACUAAACACGAAUUAUUUAUGAAUAAACUUUGCAAAAAUAUUGUUGCUAAACAUGACAUGUCUGUGCAAGUAUCAACCGAAUUAUUUAAACAUCAAAAUCAAAAAAUUUAUGUCGACACAAGCUGCCAAACAGAAGAUAUUUUUGUUAAUUGUCAUGUGAAUAAUGAAGUUUUGACUCAGGAAAUUUACCAAAAUGAUUGUCAUAAGGUUAAUAAUGUUUUUGAGAAAGAACUCAUAAUGAAUACCAACAAUGAAGAUAAAAUUAAAAGUAACAUAGAAGAAAACUGUACCAGUAUUGGUUAUACAAAUAUUAAUGUUUUUAAUAAAAAUCUUGAACAUGACACUUCUGUAGAUAAGGAAUUAUCAGGCAUUGGUUACACAAAUAUUAAUGUAUUUAAUAAAGAACUUCAAACUAAUGCAGAAAAUGACUGUACCGACAUUGGUUACACAAAUAUUAAUGUUAUAAACUCAGAAUACAAAAUCAAAACUAGUGAAGAAGAGGACUGUGCAAGUUUUAAUUAUUCAGAUGUUAACACAUUUAAUAAGGCAAACGAAGUUAAUGCCAAUGGAGAGGACAGUGCCAGUAUUGGUUAUAUCAAUAUUAAUGUUUUUAAUAAAGAUAAUACAAUAACUAAUAAUGAGGAUGGUUUUACUAAUGUUAGUUAUACCAAAAUCACAACUUUUAACAAGGCAUGUGAAAUCAAACCCAAUGAAAAUUGUGUUGAUAUUGACUAUACAAAUAUGAAUGUAGUUGAGAAUGGAAAUGAAGUCAAUGUUAAUGAAAAGGACAAUUUGAAAAUUGGUUAUACCAGUAAUAAGAUGUUUGAUAAAGGGAUUGAAGGUAAAUCUAAUGGAGAGGACUGUGUUGACAUUGGUUAUACAAAUUUUAGUUUGUAUGACAAAGGACUUGACAUCGAUUCAAAUGACGAUUGUGAAAAUUAUGCUAAUGCUAAUAUUUUAGAAGAAUUUGUUAAUGAACAAAUAAGCCUUAAUAAUAUUGAUGGAGAUUUUGAUUCAUUUUUGUUUGGACCAUUGCCCCCAUCACCUAUUGAAGAAAUUGUUUCAGAGCUACCUAUAUUGAGUAGCGUUGAAACAAAAAGAGAAAACUCUGCUCCUGUACCUUUCAUAUUUGAUGUUCAUAAAAAUGAACCAAGUACUUCAAUAAUCAAAUCUCGAUCAAUAGACGCUGAAUUUUCUCAUAACUUUCAACAACAUCAAAAAAUUGGAACCAGAUCUGUGCAGUCUGAGAGAAGAACUUAUCCAUCUGAAGUACCCGUUUCUGAUGGAUACCCAAAACCUUUGAAGCUUAAAACCAGUAUUCAUCCCAGUACUAUUGAAAAAUUAUCAGAUAUUUCGAGCUCAUUGCCAGAUACGCCACUAUUAGGAAGAUGUGAUUUUCCCCGUCAGUAUUCUGCCACCGGUACUAAAACAAUGACUCAGAUGUCAAAUAGUAUGAGUAUCAACAUGAGAGGUGCUGGUCAUGGUUCUAGUAUUGGUUUAGGCCAAGCAAUGGCUGGUGCCGAGUUGUUGCACCUAAAUGGACCUGGUAGGGGAUGGUACCCACGGCAAAGACAAUUUCGUCCUGUGUCAGUAGAACAGCUUGACAAAUUGGCUAGCAAAAGCCCCGUUGGCCACUCACAAUGGGAUUCUCGAGAAGGCCAUAAACCUGUUACAUUACCCCCUAAUCUUACACCAAAGUUCUUCCACAGGUCUCCCAGAGAAGCGCUUCGACGUGUCACUAGUCUACUUAUUAGAAAGGGUAAUACUAACAAAAGUAAUAAAUCUAAAACUGUAUUCUCUUCUUCAGUGAUUGGACCACACGGAGAUAUAAGUGAAGAAUGUGUGACCAGUCAAUCCAAACGUGGAUUUUUCAAAAGCUUAUGGAGAAAAUAA